Moesziomyces aphidis is the source of this 423-nucleotide messenger RNA. The record is from the annotation of a GenBank genome assembly. NCBI's taxonomy places the organism in Eukaryota, Fungi, Basidiomycota, Ustilaginomycetes, Ustilaginales, Ustilaginaceae.
AUGGCAAAGGUGCUUGGCCGGGUGGCAGCCAGCGAAGCGGUGGCCACUAUCGGCUUUGCCAGCGAUGCACGCCAAGUAUCUUUGAUGCUCAAGAGAGGCUGUGCUGAGCCCACUGUAUACACGGAACGACGCUCUCUACACCGCUCUCUCGUUCUUUCGAACACCACUUCCAACCCUUUUGUCGAAAUGUUCUCCAUCUUUGCCCAGACUGCCUCGGUUUCCGUUUCGGAGUCCCAGACCCAGCCCACCAACGAGGGUGGCCGCAACGACGCCGUAUACGGCUACUCCAGCUGCACUACUCCCGCCGCCAUGGAUGCGAUCCAGGCUCUCGUCGAUGCCAUCGCCGACUUGUCCAGGUGGACUCGUCCACAGGGCCAUUUUCGCGAGCAGUACGCGCAAAUUCCGCGCUGGAAAAGACGUUAG